Molecule: messenger RNA, 456 nt
Organism: Didymodactylos carnosus
Lineage: Eukaryota; Metazoa; Rotifera; Eurotatoria; Philodinida; Philodinidae
Source: the annotation of a GenBank genome assembly
AUGGCAAAUUCUUCGCCAAGAUCUUGGCCUGACGCCGUACAAGUAUCAGAAACGCCAGAAGUUGACGGCAACCACGAAAGAGAAGAGAAAAACUUGUACGGCGUACUCCCAGAACGACAGGAUUUAUUCGAAAGGCCCACCGGACAAGGAUCAGAGGGCUCAUUGUUUCCCGUGGGCACAGCAGCAUUUCGGCGACGGUUGGUGGUGCUUCCAGCAAGACGGCGCGCCCGGGCACAAGGCAUACGUGGUCAUCCGCGACAACUGCCCCGAUUUCAUCAAAGUCAACCCUCAUUGGCGGAGUCCCAUCGGCGAAUGGCCACCAAGUUCUCCGGACUUGAACCCGUUGGAUUACUCAAUUUGGAGCAUUUUGGAAGAAAAAGCAUGCGCGAAGCCCCACCCGACUGUCGAAUCGUUGAAGCGCGCAUUGAUCAAGGCCUGGGAUUAAAUCAGUGGUGA